UAUAUUAAUUAGCCAAGUAAAAUAAGCUAUAAAUUUUCAUCCAUCAUACUAUUGUGUUUCAUCUUGUCUUCCAUUCUUCUCUCCAAGAAACUGCAAGGAGAACCUGUAUUCGUGAAGAAUGGGAGGCGGAAAAAAUAAACAUCUAGGUCAAUAUGGUUAUCCAGGGCAAUAUCCUCCACAACCCGGAGCUUACCCUCCACAAGCAUAUCCAGGAGUUAAUCCUUCGCAAGUGUAUCCACCUCUUCAAGGAUAUCCUCCUGCACCAGGAUAUCCACCGGCCGGUUAUCCUCCUGCACCAGGAUAUCCACCGGCUGGUGGAUAUUCUCCACAAGGGUAUCCACCAGCCGGUGGAUAUCCUCCACAAGGGUAUCCUCCUGUGGGUUACCCUCCUCCACACCAUGCAGGGCAUGGAGGCAUGGGAUUAGUAACUGGAAGCAUAGCCGCAGCGGCGGCUGCGUACGGUGCAGCACAUGGUGCUGCAAGUCAUGGACGGGGCGGCGGCUAUUAUGGACAUGGAAAAUUCAAGCAUGGCAAGUUUAAGGGUGGCAAGAAGUUUGGCAAGAAAUUCAAGAAGUGGAAAUAACCACUUCAGUUUCUGUGUAUAUCAUCCUCAUUUUGCAAUUCAAAUUCAAACUAGAUGAAUUCUUGUACUAUUGUUCCCAACAAUGAAUAGUACACGUCUUGUAGUUUAUUGACUCAUUUUUCCUUGAAAUUUUGCAACAUUAAAGUGUUUCAAAAUGAGUUUGAAUAAUAUGGCCCAAGU
Nicotiana tabacum (common tobacco) is the source of this 763-nucleotide messenger RNA. RefSeq lists its product as uncharacterized. NCBI's taxonomy places the organism in Eukaryota, Viridiplantae, Streptophyta, Magnoliopsida, Solanales, Solanaceae. The record is from RefSeq and is a predicted model, not a curated record.